CAGAGCCGGGUCCAUGGCUGUGUAAAUGGUCAAAGGUGGGAUCUUUGGGGGCCAAAGAAAUAGCAAAGUCUCUAUGAUAUCAUGAAUCAUUGAAAGCAUGACUUGAUUUAUGCAAACAUAAUCCUCCAAAUGGUAAUCAAAUCAUGCAGAUAAGGAUUCAUUCUUAUCAGGAUGACAGCUAAAAAUGGAUGAGUGUGUGAUGGACCCUCUCACCAUGCAAUGUGUUCCCUAGUCUCACUUUGUAGCACAUGAUAAUACUCAGUCCAGCACAUGUAACACUCUUGCUUCCUUGCUCCACUAUAUAUAUAUAUAUGGCUCCACAUGCAGCCAUAAUAAACCUCUAAACAUUAGCUGAAUUCUAUUUAUCAUCGUCAGAAAAUUUAAGUACAUAACUAUGCAAAUCAAUUUCCAAUUUGAUGUUAGAUCUAGAUCUAGACAAGCAAAGGCAGUUUUUUUCAUGGGGGAGGAGGGACCAAACUAAGUUAAUCUAAUGGGACAGUACCAUCAGAAUAUUAUUCUAUUUUGUAGUAUUCAAGCUCUCAUCAGUCUAUAAAUUUGGAUAUGCUCCUAUCCUUUUUCCAUCACACAUUGAACAACAAUGGCCAUGGCUAAACUUGUUCUUCUGAUGGCCUUGACCCUGCUUGCAAUUCUGAUGGUUGAGUCUGCGGUGUUUAAAGACAGAAUUGGUGAUCAAGAAGAAGAGUAUCAUCUAGACAGGGCUCAAUACAGAUCGGGAAGUCUCCGAAGUUACCAAUGCCCAUCUCAAUGCUCAAGGAGGUGUUCACAGACUCAGUACAAGAAGCCAUGCCUCUUCUUUUGCAACAAAUGUUGUGCAAAGUGUUUGUGUGUGCCACCAGGGUAUUAUGGGAACAAAGGUGUGUGCCCCUGUUACAAUAACUGGAAGACUAAGCGUGGAGGCCCCAAAUGCCCCUGAAAAAAAUCAUUUCCAAUCUACAACUAGAUUUACUGAUUAUUCUACUGUCAGCCAUGUGAUAACCUUAAUGAGCUCUACAAGCCUCUGUUUUUAUUACGAUAUAGUGUUCUCAAAACACUAGGGUGAUUAAGGAGGAUGUGCUGAGACAUGCGCUGUCUAAGCGUGCACAAAUUGUACCAACACUUUAUUGUACCUUUAUGCUCUUAAAUUGUAUGCUUGCCCCCCAAAUCAGGAUAUUACUGAGUCACUUUUGACAUUAUUUGUGUCCUUAUUCAGGCCAAUGGUCUAGUGGCAACAUGUGAUC
Molecule: messenger RNA, 1238 nt
Organism: Dioscorea cayenensis subsp. rotundata (Guinea yam)
Lineage: Eukaryota; Viridiplantae; Streptophyta; Magnoliopsida; Dioscoreales; Dioscoreaceae
Product: gibberellin-regulated protein 6-like
Exons: 5
Coding region: 599-934 (111 amino acids)
Source: RefSeq, a predicted model, not a curated record